This is a messenger RNA of Coffea eugenioides, 2948 nucleotides long. Its product is annotated as ABC transporter D family member 2, chloroplastic. Lineage: Eukaryota; Viridiplantae; Streptophyta; Magnoliopsida; Gentianales; Rubiaceae. Bases 350 to 2701 code for a protein of 783 amino acids. Gene Ontology annotation, molecular function: ATP hydrolysis activity; ATP binding; ABC-type transporter activity. The record is from RefSeq and is a predicted model, not a curated record. The transcript is spliced from 9 exons. Gene Ontology annotation, biological process: transmembrane transport. Gene Ontology annotation, cellular component: membrane.
GCGGCCUAACUGUGUUGUGUUUUGGAUAGGUGCUGGGAAGAUAAUUGGCUGGUGCGGACUGGGGACAUAUUGGCCGGUGCGUCCUCUACUGCCUGCUGGCUGCUGCUUCUUGAUUUGAGAUACGAGUAUGGUGCCUAACGUGGCGGCUUGAUUAUUAGCAGUACCAACCGCAGGUUGUUGUAUGAGAGAAAACGCCGGUAGCCGGCUGGACUGCCUACCUUGCCUUACCUUUCCACUCCUAAACCGAAAAAUAGAGAAAUAGCAACACACUAACUAACAUAUACUACUGGUCAUCUCCGGCUCAGGAGGAGCAAGCAAGGGUUUUUUUCGCCUUGCCAAAAAAAAAAAAAUGGUUCAACAGGGUCACGUGCUACUGCAGCUACCAUUUCAAACCCAAUCCCUUCAAUUCUUCUUCUUCUGCAGCAGCAGCAGCAGCAGCAAAUGCUGCAAACCCAAGAAGAAGAAGAAGAAGAAGAAUGGACCACCCAUGAUUAUGAAUGCCGCCUCUACUACACUUGACCACACAUUUCGCCCUCCUUGUCCACCCUACCUCUUCCCCUUCCCUCCUCCUCCUCCACCUCUCUUUCUCAAGCAUCUGCCCAUGUCGCCAGUUUCCUUGCGCCACAGGAAAAACUCCAAAUCUUUCGCAACCGCCGCUGCACAACAACCCCCUCCCCCGGAUUCCUCUCCUCCUCCUUCCUCCCCGCCAAGACUGCAAACCCUUGCCCGGAGGUUCUGGAAAGUUGCUGCUCCUUAUUGGUACUCCUCCGAUGACAAAGUGCAGGCUAGAUCGAGGCUGCUUGCUGUUUUUGCUCUCACCCUUGGAACCACCGGUAUCAGUGUUGGUUUCAACUUCCUCGGCCGUGACUUCUAUAACGCUCUUGCCAACAAGGAUCAGGAGCAGUUUACCAAGCAAUUGCUAUAUUACCUCGCUGGUUUUGCGGGUGGAAUUCCGUUUUUUGUUUUGCGAGAUUAUGCAAGAGAUACACUUUCACUAAGAUGGAGGUCUUGGAUGACUAGCUAUUAUAUGGAACGAUAUCUGAAGAAUCAGACAUUUUAUAAAAUACAAUCUCAGUCAAUACUCGACAACCCAGACCAAAGGAUCGUUGAUGACUUAAGUUCCUUCACAGGAACAGCUGUUUCUUUUUCAUUGACACUCUUCAAUGCUGCAGUAGACUUGAUUUCUUUUAGCAACAUCUUAUAUGGCAUAUAUCCGCCACUUUUUGCUGUUCUUCUUGUCUACUCUGUUGCUGGAACAGCCAUAAGUAUUUUCCUGGGAAAGGACUUGGUGACCUUGAAUUUCCUGCAAGAGAAAAAGGAGGCAGAUUUUCGCUACGGACUUGUACGUGUACGAGAAAAUGCUGAAUCAAUUGCAUUUUAUGGUGGAGAGGGGAAUGAGAUGCAGCUGCUGUUACAACGUUUUAGAAGCGCAUUUGAAAAUCUAACUCAACUACUGAUAUCUUCCAGAAAUCUGGAGUUCUUCACCAAUGGCUACCGGAUUCUCAUACAGGUUCUCCCUGUUGCAGUUGUAGCACCUAUGUAUUUCUCUGGUAAAAUUGAGUUUGGGGUUAUAAAUCAAUCUGUAUCAGCCUUCAAUCAUAUUCUUGGAGAUUUCUCCCUCAUUGUGUACCAGUUUCAAGCUAUCAGUGCCUUUUCAGCCAUCAUUGAUCGAUUAGGUGAAUUUGAUGAUGUCCUGGAUAGCCAGAAUAUAAAAGGUCGAUCUGAAUCCAUGGAGAGAAUCCUGAUUAAUUUCUGCAGUAUAAGUGCAAUGGAGACCUUGGAAACUAAUGGAUCUUUUUCCCUUGACAAGUCUGUAAAACUACUUGACGUUGAGCACUUGACCCUUCAAACGCCAAUGAGUGGAACAACACUUAUAAGGGACUUGUCGGUUGAGAUAUGUGAGAAUGAUCAUUUGCUGGUAGCAGGACCAAGUGGAAGUGGCAAAACAUCAUUGUUGAGAGCUCUAGCAGGCCUUUGGAACAGUGGUCAUGGAAAAAUCACAUUCUACGUAAAGGAUGCUAGAGAUCCUCAGUCAUCCAUUUCUCAAGAGCUAGCUUCCUGUGUAGUAGCUUCUACACAUGAGACAGAUGGAAAUCUGCACAGCCUUAGACAGGGGAGCACUAGAAGUCUAUUCUUCCUUCCCCAAAAACCAUAUAUGGUGCUAGGAACACUUCGUCAGCAAUUACUUUAUCCUACCUGGACUGGAGAUCCAACUUCUGCAUUGGAUGCUGCUAAAUCAACAGCUAUGCUGCCAUUCCUAAUUCGUACCCCGAGCAUCAGCUGCCAGAGCAUGAGGCCUUCACCUCCUACAAAUGAUGAUUUAAGACGAGUUCUUGAAGAUGUUGGACUUGGGUAUCUAUUAUCACGUUGUAACAGUCUGGAUUCCAUAAAUGAGUGGUCUAAUGUCCUUUCACUGGGUGAGCAGCAGCGUCUUGCAUUUGCACGCCUGCUGCUCUCCAAGCCAUACUUGGCUCUAUUGGACGAGGCUACGAGUGCAUUGGAUGAAGCAAAUGAGGCUAAUUUAUAUGGGAAAAUUGGAGCUGCCGGUAUCACAUACGUAAGCAUCGGGCAUCGGAGGACGCUCUACAAUUACCACACCAGGGUCUUGCAUAUAUCCACGGCAGAACCAUUGAGCAUCCAGCGCAACUGGAACAUUGAACCAAUUAAUCCGGAGAGGGUGUAUAAUUUGUCAAAGCAGUAGAGCUACGCGGUCCAAACCGCCUAUGUGGAUGCAUGAGAGGUCGAUUACCGAUAUGAAGCGCCAUUUUUUUUUUUUGGGGGGGUUGUAACCCACAAUGGUACAACUCAAAACGCUACAAUUCGAUUAUUACAAUCAGUCCAAGGCGGGAUCAAUACAUACAGAUCCUGUGUAUAGUACGAGUAUGUUAACUCAUUAACUAUUACUUUAUGUUUCGAAACUGAAUACUAGCAGUAUAUCUCCUUGAAAA